AUGGCAAAGAAGGUGGUGGUAAUUGGAGCUGGGGUCAGUGGCUUGAUCUCUCUGAAAUGCUGUGUGGAUGAGGGACUUGAGCCCACUUGCUUUGAGAGGACUGAAGAUAUCGGAGGGCUGUGGAGAUUCAAAGAAAAUGUGGAAGACGGCCGAGCAAGUAUCUACAAAUCUGUCAUCACCAACACCAGCAAAGAAAUGUCCUGUUUCAGUGACUUUCCAAUGCCUGAAGAUUUCCCAAACUUUCUGCACAAUUCUAAACUUCUGGAAUAUUUCAGAAUUUUUGCCAAAAAGUUUGAUCUUCUAAAAUAUAUUCAGUUCCAGACAACCGUUCUUACUGUGAAGAAACACCCAGAUUUCCCAUCAUCUGGCCAAUGGGAGGUUGUUACUCAGAGCAACGGCAAGGAGCAAAGUGCUGUCUUUGACGCAGUUAUGGUUUGCAGUGGUCACCACAUCCAGCCACACAUCCCACUGAAGUCAUUUCCAGGUAUUGAGCGGUUCAAAGGCCAGUAUUUCCAUAGCCGUCAAUAUAAGCACCCAAUUGGAUUUGAGGGAAAACGCAUCCUGGUGAUUGGAAUAGGAAACUCAGCCUCAGAUAUUGCCUCUGAGCUGAGUAAAAAUGCUGCUCAGGUAUUCAUCAGCACCAGAAAUGGUUCCUGGGUCAUGAGUCGAAUCUCUGAAGAUGGUUAUCCAUGGGACAUGGUGUUCCACACUAGGUUUAAAUCAAUGCUCCGAAAUAUCCUGCCACGAAUGAUUCUCAAAUGGAUGAUGGAACAACAGAUAAAUCAUUGGUUCAACCAUGAAAAUUAUGGUCUGGAGCCUAAAAACAAAUACCUUAUGAAAGAGCCUAUACUGAAUGACGAUCUUCCAAGUCGCCUACUCUAUGGAGCCAUCAAGGUGAAAUCGAGAGUGACAGAGCUCACAGAAACAUCCGCCAUCUUUGAGGAUGGAACAGUGGAGGAGGACAUUGAUGUCAUUGUCUUUGCAACAGGCUAUACUUUCUCUUUUCCUUUCCUUGAAGAGCCACUUGUCAAAGUAGAGCAUAAUAUGGUCUCACUGUAUAAAUAUAUGUUCCCCCCUCACCUGGAGAAGUCAACCCUUGCGUGCAUGGGUCUCAUCCAGCCCCUAGGCUCCAUUUUCCCAACUGUUGAACUUCAAGCACGUUGGGCAACAAGAGUUUUCAAAGGCUUGUGUAGCUUACCUUCAGAGAAAGCAAUGAUGAAGGACAUUAUCAAAAGGAGUGAAAAAAGAACUGACCUGUUUGGAGAAAGCCUGAGCCAGAUACUGCAGACCAAUUACGUUGACUACCUGGAUGAGCUCGCCCUGGAGAUAGGUGCCAAGCCAGACUUCAUUGCUCUCUUAUUAAAAGAUCCUAAACUGGCUAUAAAACUCUAUUUUGGGCCCUGCAAUUCCUAUCAGUACCGUCUCGUUGGGCCUGGGCAGUGGGAAGGAGCCAGAAGUGCCAUCCUCACCCAGAAACAAAGGAUACUGAAGCCUUUAAAGACUCGGUCUGUGAAGCCUUCAUCCAAUUUACCAACUUCUUUCCUGCUGAAAAUCCUGGGGCUUCUUGUUGUUUUUAUGGCCUUUUUUUCCCAACUUCAUUAGUUCCAAUCUGUCACAUAACACCUCUAGCUUUAUUAUCUUGCCAGUUGGUACAAUUUAAAGAAGAAAUAUUAAAGCUAUAUUCUAAAUUUUAGAGUUAUGAGGAACAAGUAAGAGAAGUAAGCAUGAGGAAGUAAGAAAAGCAAGUCUACAUUUAAAAUCAAAACUGUUAGGAAAUGUCUUUGCUAUUCUACCCUUUUUGCAAAUUCACUAAACUCCCAAAAGUACAAUAAAAUAACACAGAUCCAGUAGACAGUGUUUCAGCCUUGAUAUGGUUUAAAUUAUGUGGAAAAUACAGAAUUUCACAGAAUGAAAAGCAGGCCCUAUAGUUUAAAUUGUUGGAAAACUUGAAUUGUGGUAAAUAUUUAAAACUCUUGCACAACAUACUUGGUGUUCCUGCACAGACUCUGUUUGGUAAUAAAGGUCAGGCUCUCAAAAAUACUGGUGGUGUGGGUAAGGAUGUGAAAAAUUUAGAAAACACCAGUACUGGCCUCAUACAGAAAGCCAGCAAAUAAUCACAUUUCUUGCUGCAAAAAUAAAACAAACAUGCUGUAAUAGCUAGCUGGAAAUAUAUGUAUGUACAUAUAUAUAGUGUUUAUCAUAGACUAAACAUUGUGCUAUGUGUACAUUAUAAAUAUUAUUUUAAUUCUCACAAUUCUGAGAUGGGUAUGGAUAUUGUACCCAUUUUACAGGUGAUGAAACUGAGACUCAAAGCAAUUGUGUAGCAUGACUAAGACCACAUUACUGGUCUUCAGAUGGAGCUCAACUUGGAGCCCCGGUUUGUUGAACUCUAGAACUGAGGGUCAUAACCUCGCCCUACAAUAUGGUUAUUUAUAAAAAUCUCAUUAUUGAUAAAGUGCUUAUUAAUCAUUUAUUUCAUCAAUUAUAAUAUAUAUGUUCAUUUUGGAGAAUCUUUACAUAGAAAACAGUGCUCUCCUUACAUAAGUGAUCUGAGUAUUAUUUAUAAUAUUUGGUUUAUAUUUCAGCUAAAUAAAAAUAUUUGAAGACAUUUACAGUGAAAGAUAACUGCGAAAUAACAUUUAAGAUAAUCUUGGACACUUGGAAUAAAAGUAUAUCUCUCAAGUAGAUGGAAAGUACUACAACAGUGGUGGUGAACCUAUGGCAGGAGUGCUGCAGCCAACUGUUUGUUAUCAUUGAAGGCUCUCAAAGGUUCACCAUCACUGCUCUAUAACAAAUGAUCCUUAUAUCUAGUGCUAACCUUACAGAUAGCCAAGGCAAAAUGCUAAAUAAUCUUUUCAUCUGAUAAAAGCAUAUCAGUUAAGAAAGACAAACAUUUUCUUGGAACUGAAGAGUAAAAAGACAAGCAAUUCAAUGCCAAUAAACAUUGAACAAUAUGACAGAUAAACAUAGACAAGCAAUUCAAUGCCAAUAAACACUGAACACUAUGAUAGAUAAACAUUUGUCCAUGGAACAUUCACCACCGCCACUAUUCCCAUGAACUGAACUUUGAGAGAUAAACUAUGCUGUGAGCCUAAACUGAGGUAAUGAAGGAAGGCAAACAAAGAUCAAAGAUGUUGAACACUUGGCAAAUUUCUCCUUUUUAUCUGUUCAAAACCUAUGUGGACACUGUUCCUAAUUUUGGCCAGGAAUUCUGCCCUCAAGACCUAAAACAGUGAUGGCAAAACUUUUAUAGACCGAGUGCCCAGACUGCAACCCAAAACCCACUUAUUUAUCACAAAAUGCCAACCCUGCAAUGAAACCUGAAUACUUAGGUUUUAGUUUAGAAAAACCAACUCAUACAUUAACAACUUUUAUCUUAAAAGAAAAACAUAAUACUGAAUACUGAGGUUUUAGUUUAGAAAAACCAACUCAGACAUUAACAACUUUUGUCUUAAAAGAAAAACAUAAUAACAUAUCUUUGCUGUUAUAUGUAAGUUGAUAAUUUAUCAAAGCUUGGCUGGGGCAGCUGGCUCACAUGCCAACAGAGAGGGCUCUGUGUGUCCACUGCAGCAUCGCCAUUGGCCUAGAACAAUGUAAUGACAGUCUCUCUUAGUAGAAAUGUUUUUGUAAAGUUCAUUGAAAUAAUACCAACAUUUGCACUCAAAAAUAUUGUUUUCAUCACUGUAUAAGCAAAUUUUUUUCAAAAAAAUCACAAAUGGUAUAUAUACGUAAUUCUUAAUUUAAAAAAACUGGUUACUUUGCCAGUUAUUAAAAAUCAUAAGCCUUAAAUGCAAAGGUCAGCAAACUCCUGUUGAUGGGCCAAAUCCAGCAACCACUUGAUUUUUUAAGUUUUAUUAGAAUGCAGCCACACUUAUUCACUUUCUACGGCUGCUUUUGUGCAAAGUUGAGUACAAGAGUAUGAGAGACCAUGCAGCCCACAAAUCCUAAUAUACUGACCAUCUAACCCUUUUCAGAAAAAGUUUGCCAAUUCAUGCCUUAUCAUAGGCAAGAUAAUGUCCAGUUUUGCAGAUGCUGUCUCCUUUCAUCAUCACCACUACACCCUGAAAUAGCGUUAGUAAUUAGCCUUCUACAGCGGAGGGGACUGAAUGCUUGUUAGGUUGAUACCAAAUCGAUGG
This is a messenger RNA of Heterocephalus glaber (naked mole-rat), 4136 nucleotides long. The record is from RefSeq and is a predicted model, not a curated record. NCBI's taxonomy places the organism in Eukaryota, Metazoa, Chordata, Mammalia, Rodentia, Bathyergidae.